Molecule: messenger RNA, 3222 nt
Organism: Cydia splendana
Lineage: Eukaryota; Metazoa; Arthropoda; Insecta; Lepidoptera; Tortricidae
Gene: hrm
Product: monocarboxylate transporter 13
Exons: 8
Coding region: 548-2470 (640 amino acids)
Biological process (GO): transmembrane transport
Cellular component (GO): membrane
Molecular function (GO): monocarboxylic acid transmembrane transporter activity
Source: RefSeq, a predicted model, not a curated record
UUUAAUGAAUUUCAAAAACAGCUGACUGAGUUAUUAUACAGGAAAUUAAUCUUCGAGCAGUAAUGAUAUCGUUUUAUAGGACUCGAAAACGAUUGAUCUAUUCUGUUUGUCUUUAAAUGAUGGCGUAUUAUCGUUUGUUAUGGACAUUAGCUUGAGGUCGAUGUCCUUACUACUACGUGAAUGACAAUUUUCAGACAGCUUGGUUGCUUUCAUUUCGUUUCAUUCAUUGUCAAAGGAUGAUACGGUGUUGUCGUGUCCCGAGCGCUCGCUGGAGGGGUGGAAAACUCCAUUGAAACGAAUAGUGUGUGAUAUUUGUGCCAGUGAUUUAUAAGAAAAUAUAUAUCGUGUUGUGGUGUCAUGGUUUUUUUGCACUUUGAUCAUUCGUGCUUUUGAUUUUUUAGAAAGCUCAAUACAUAUCGAAUUACCAACGCCAACCAAACAGAAGACUGAUAUACAAUAUACACUACAUGAUAUGUAGAAUUAUACAAUAACAUUCCAAUACAACGCGGCAUGAGCGGCGGCCAUUUUGUGAACUCGUAGAAACAAGAUGGCGACGGCAGUGAAGACGGUGGUGGAGGCCGACGAGGCGGAGAAGCUUCUGGAGAAGAACAGGGUGACGGUGGUGCCGCAAGAGGAUGGGUUGGUGUCAGUGAAGAGCUCGAAGAAAGUUAAACUACCAGAGGAUGAGUCAGCGACGGUCGGCGGUGGUCGCUUCACCAUCGGGCCGGCGCCCGAGCGCGACUGGGAGAUGGUGCCGCCCGACGGGAAGUGGGGAUGGUGCAUUCUCGUAGGUGCAACGCUAGUGAACAUCCUGAUCCCAGGAACGAUCAAGUCGUUCGGCGUGCUGUUGGUGGAGUUCAACGACGUGUUCGAAGCGUCCGCCUCCGCCUCCAGCGGAGUGGUGGCCCUGUGCUACUUCCUAUACAGCAGUCUAGGUCCCCUAUCCUCCAUCCUGUCAGUAAAAUGGUCUUACCGGACGGUGACCCUCCUCGGCGGGACCUUCGCUGCCUUCGGUAUGAUCUUCAGUAGCUGGGCCUUCAACAUUAGCUAUCUUUACUUCAGCUUCGGCGCGCUAGUAGGCGCGGGCGCGGGUCUCGCCUUCCCUCCGACCGUGUACAUCGUGACGUCAUACUUCGUGCGCCUGCGCGGCCUCGCCAACGGUAUCUGCAUGUCGGGCUCCGCGUUCGGCUCCAUCAUACUGCCGCCGGUGCUCCGGUAUCUACUGGAGACUUACGGAUAUAAAGGGGCAGUACUGAUCCUCGGCGGGAUCAUGCUGAACGUGUGGGCGGCCGCGCUGCUGUUCCAGCCCGUCGAGGAGCACAUGGUCCGCAAAUAUAAGGAGCCUGAGGAGGAGGAGGACAACCCUCAGGACAUACUCUUCGAAGAAGAAGAACCAGUGGAAAGCUUCAAUCUCUCUCCCACCCUCCCCAGCGAAGAGAACGGACACAUAGACAAACUUACCAAAGAGAAUUCCAACGCGCUCAACCAAAACUGCACUUCGCCUUCCUCGGCGAACUUAAGACAGAAUUUGUCCAAAAGAAAACUAUCUUACACCAAACCUAUACCUAAAACCGCCUUUAGUUCAGCAUCCAUGGCUUUAGAUAGAGACGCCUCCAAAUUAGGGUCCGUAGAGACUUUUGGACGCAGACUAAGUACAGCAGGCCCUAAAAGGAACAUGUCUACGUCUAGCUUCGCGUACGUCCACACACCCUUCCACGGAUCUACAUUGUCAGCUUUCGACCAGCCUAAUGAAUUCGCUUCUCAAUUCUCUUUAAAAUCAGUAACAGAUAGCGUCGCCGAAGUAGCAUACUGCUGUUUUUGUUGCAAGAAAAAGAAGGAUAAAGAACCUAAUAAAUUCUUUGAUAUUAGCCUACUCUCCGACCCUACAUACUUGAUAAUCCUAAUAUCAAGUAGCACCGUAGCAAUAUCAUGUACAAAUUUUAUCAUCCUCCUACCAUCUCACGCUCAAAACAUAGGCUUUUCAAAAGCCAGAGGCGCGUACCUACUAAGCACUGUGUCAGCUCUAGAUUUAGUAGGGAGGAUCGGCGGUUCUGCCCUAUGCGACUUAAAUUUGAUACCGAAAACUUUCUAUUUCGUCGGCGGAUUAUUUUUUUCAGGGAUAACGUUAUCUACGAUACCGUUUUUAGAGUCUUAUGUUUCUAUAAGCGUCGUAUGCGCAUUAUUCGGAUUAGCCUCUGGGGUUAAUAAUGCUACGACUACGUUAGUUAUGGCGGAGAUUUUAGGGGUAGAUAGGUUAAUGUCUACAUACGGUAUAAGCUUGUUCGUGAACGGUAUACUACAGUUGGUGGGACCGCCGAUAUGCGGUCUCUGGUUCGAGGCCGAUGGUAACUAUAUGCAUAUGUUUUUGACGUUUGGGUUGAUAUAUAUGGCCGGGGCGGCGUUGUGGAUAUUAAUGCCUUUCGUUAACAGGAGAAAGAAGAGGUUAGCGGAGCAGAAAGUGCAGGUUUAAUAAAGUUUCAACUUAGCUAAUAAUCUCAAAUUAUGAUGGGUCUUUAUAUUGUGGCCCCAAAAGUUUUGAGUAAAUGUAUGUAUGAAAUUUGAGCCAAUUCCAAAGACUAGUGAAUAAUAGAGACGUUAUUCGCCAUAUGAGUUGUCGUUCUACGUCAUUGUUGUAGAUGGCGCCACUUUGGACUAAGACCAUAAUCCAUAUUAGGUAUCUGAAAUACUUUUAAAAAAAUGGAACCUCUGGUUGAUGUGAUGUGAUGCCAUAUACAUCCAUUAACAAUUAUGAGGUCGAGAGCGAAACAUUAGCAUGAAUUUGAACACUACAAGUCUAUAUUAUUCACUUGUCUUUAGUAACGCCGAACUUUCAGGGAUUUAGCAUAAAUAUGAACCCAAUUAACUCGUAUAUAGAAUUUAUUUUUGUACUCUAUUAAUGUACGUCUAAGCAUAGACAGAGAAAUAACAAGACGAAAAACGAAGUGAAUAAUAUUAUGUAAAGCUGAACUAUACUCUGUAUCUUUAGGUAUUAAAAUAAAAGUAAACAAAAUCUACCCUCAAAUGUCUCCUUAAGCCAGUUGAGGGUAGAUGAAAACAUUACCCGAUCAAAUAAUGUAGGUUAAAGUCAGGCCGUUCAGUGACAGAUCCAGGCGCUUUUGUAUUUGGUUGGUUAUCCAAUAAAUGUUAUAACUACCCGAAAAUGUACAAAUUGAUUGUUUACUUUUAUUUAAAUACCUAAAGAUACAGACUAGAUGGCGCUAU